UUGCAGCUCCAGAACGUUAUGGGUUUUCCCGUGCUGGUGCAGUCAUUGCUGAACCAUCAUCUUAUAAAGAGGCGUCUGGUAUACCUGAGUGGCAGCUUGCUAUGACUGAUGAAUUAAAUGCCCUUCAUCGCACAUGUACAUGGGAUGUUGUUCCGUUACCUGCUGGUGUUGUACCUAUCACGUGCAAAUGGGUAUUCAAGGUUAAAACCAAAUCUGAUGGGUCUAUUGAGCGAUAUAAAGCUCGUCUUGUGGCCAGAGGUUUUCAACAGACAUAGGGUAUUGACUAUGAUGAGACUUUUGCACCUGUGGCCCAUCUGACUACUGUCCGAGCUUUACUUGCUGUUGCAGCCUCAUCUUCUUGGACUAUCUCUCAGAUGGAUGUCAAAAAUGCUUUUCUUCAUGGUGAUUUACAUGAGGAAGUCUAUAUGCAUCCACCUCCUGGGAUAGAGGUUCCAUCAGGGCAUGUAUGUCGUCUCCGUCGAGCCUUGUAUGGUCUCAAACAAGCUCCUCGUGCUUGGUUUGAGAGAUUUGUUUCUGUCAUCAAGGCUUGUGGUUUCUAUUCUAGUGAUCAUGAUCCUGCAUUGUUCAUUCAUGUUUCUUCACGAGGACGCACGUUGUUAUUACUAUAUGUUGAUGACAUGUUGAUUACAGGCGAUGAUCCAGACCAUAUUGCUCAUGUGAAGGCGUCUCUGAGUAAGGAAUUUCAAAUGUCUGACUUGGGGGCACUCAGUUAUUUCUUGGGCAUUGAGGUUUUGCAGACUCAAAAUGGUAUUUAUCUUUCUCAGGCCAAGUACAUACAAGAUCUUCUUGAUCGUUCUGGUCUUAGUGAUACUCGCACUGUUGCCACGCCUAUGGAUCUACACUUAUCUCUUCGUCCGACUGAUGGGACACCUUUGGAGGAUCCAUCUCGAUACAGACAUCUUGUUGGCAGCUUAGUUUAUCUUACUGUCACCAGGCCAGAUAUUGCUCAUGCGGUUCAGAUCUUGAGUCAGUUUGUCUCUGCUCCUACAUCAGUUCAUUAUGGGCACUUACUUCGUGUGCUUAGAUAUUUACGGGGGACAAAAACACAAUGUUUAUUUUAUGACUCAAAUUCCCCACUUCAGCUUCACGCUUACUCUGAUGCUACCUGGGCCAGUGAUCCUACAGAUCGUCGCUCCAUCACUGGUUACUGUAUUCUUCUUGGAUCAUCCCCUAUUGCUUGGAAAUCCAAGAAGCAAACUGCUGUAUCUAGAUCUAGUACUGAAGCAGAACUUCGAGCCCUGGCUACUACUACUGCUGAGAUUAUCUGGAUUCGUUGGCUCUUGGCUGAUCUAGGCGUUUCUUGUGACUCGCCUACACUUCUUCGCUGUGACAACACUGGAGCUAUACAAAUUUGUCAUGAUCCAGUGAAGCGUGAACUCACAAAACACAUUGGUGUUGAUGUCUCAUUCACUAGAUCUCAUUGUCAUCAGAAGACCAUUGAUCUUCAAUAUGUGCCUUCAGAAUUACAGCUUGCGGAUUUCUUCACAAAAGCACAAACUACGGCACAACAUCAGUUUCAUCUAAUCAAACUCAAUGCUUCAAAUCCUCCACUUCCGCCUUGAGUUUGACAGGGGGUGUUAAGGCCCAUAAGGCCCAUAUUGCCUAUAUGCCUAUAUAUAUGC
This is a messenger RNA of Zea mays, 1643 nucleotides long. RefSeq lists its product as uncharacterized. The record is from RefSeq and is a predicted model, not a curated record. NCBI's taxonomy places the organism in Eukaryota, Viridiplantae, Streptophyta, Magnoliopsida, Poales, Poaceae. The transcript has a single exon. The coding region runs from base 375 to 1583 and encodes 402 amino acids.